Linum tenue is the source of this 393-nucleotide messenger RNA. The record is from the annotation of a GenBank genome assembly. NCBI's taxonomy places the organism in Eukaryota, Viridiplantae, Streptophyta, Magnoliopsida, Malpighiales, Linaceae.
GAAAGCAUAAGUCAUGAGGACUCAAGCAAGCAUUAGGAUUAAGAAUAAAGAGACAUUGUGCAGAAGAAGUUUGCAAUUAUGUGGGCAUGAAGAUGUCCAUGUCAUGCUGAGCUUCGUGGGGGAAGAUACAUAUUCCAAAGCAUGGAGCUAAGAUGUUGCAGAUGUAUAAGGACAAGCAAUUUCUAUUUGUCUGAGCUUAAAAAGUAUUCACUAGACUUUGAUACUAACAGAUUAUGGAUUUCUAGUAUCUCACUUGUUGGAUUUGUUGGUUGUUCUGGCGGCAGGAGGUUAGCAAUGUUGGAGGGUGUAGUUUUGGACAUGCAAAGUGGAACCAAAAGCUCUGGAUCGUACAUUGAUAAUGAGGAUUCUUUUGUGUGCCUUGCUGUAUCAUUG